Molecule: messenger RNA, 465 nt
Organism: Coregonus clupeaformis (lake whitefish)
Lineage: Eukaryota; Metazoa; Chordata; Actinopteri; Salmoniformes; Salmonidae
Product: regulating synaptic membrane exocytosis protein 2-like
Exons: 3
Coding region: 1-465 (154 amino acids)
Biological process (GO): regulation of synaptic plasticity; calcium ion-regulated exocytosis of neurotransmitter; regulation of membrane potential
Cellular component (GO): presynaptic membrane; cytoskeleton of presynaptic active zone
Molecular function (GO): transmembrane transporter binding; small GTPase binding
Source: RefSeq, a predicted model, not a curated record
AUGGGGGACGAUACGACCCCGCAGACGGGGACGACAGGAGAACCCCAGAAGAACCCUCAACGACUCUCUCUCCCUACCUGCGGGAUUUGCCACAAAACCAAGUUCGCUGACGGCUGCGGCCACCUCUGUUCAUAUUGCCAAACGAAAUUCUGUGCUCGGUGCGGAGGACGAGUGUCUCUGCGGUCAAAUAAGGAGGACAAAGUGGUUAUGUGGGUAUGCAACUUGUGCCGAAAACAACAAGAAAUACUCACCAAGUCGGGGGCGUGGUUCUACAGCGGCACUGCAGGGCCACGGGGCGUGUCUGAGGGCCCCCGGGGUCGACGUCACGAGGAGGCCCCCCAGGAGAAGAAGGCCAAACUGCAGCAGGACCUCCUCUUCCAGGGGCCCCCAGGGGACGUAUCAGCAGACAGAAGCAGACCUCCCGGGCUCCCCAGACAAGGCUCCUCAACAACGGCUCAGGGCUGA